AUGAAACCCCUAAUUGAACUCGGAAGCAACGAGAGGGCCGGCUGCAGCAGUGCCAAGGCGGACUCUGCCAGCAGCAACAGCAACAGCAGCAGCAGCAGCAGCAGCAGCCGCAAACGCGCCCUCGGAUGCUGCAUGUUUUUUGUUUGUUUGUGCUCAUUCAUUUUCCCUCUUUUGUUUGUCUACGCUGCUGGAGACCCUGCAGAACAUCUUCAUCCUGCCUGGGCUGCAUGUGCUGCUCUUGCGGAGCCUGGCGCACCUGCGGCUGUCUCUAUUGAAGCUUAUGCUGCUGCUGCACUGCAGCAGAAGCAGCGGCAUAAGCAGCAACAGAAGAAGGAGGAAAAUCAGCAGCAGAAGCAGCAGCAGCAAGUAGAGUUGUGCCUUGGCGCAGCAUGGGUUGCUGCAUGCGUUCGAGACGUUGUUGGGCCUUUGUUUGACUUGGGGUUUGAAGCGCAGCUGCAUUUCUUUGAAUUAUGCGAUCCUGAAGGAGAGCUCCCUCUGGAAGAACCAAUUAGGUGCACGCGGCUGCUGGCUGAGGCUGGGCUCGACAGCCCUGGGAGUCCUCACUACGACUUUUGCAGGUCCUGGAUGGAGGCGAAUGCCCUGAGGCCUAAGGAAAACUUCAGCACCGUCGCUCUCUUUGGGGCUGCAUGCGUUUUAGUGGCGCUGCUGCUGCUGGAGGCCGUAGCGCGUCUCUCGUGCUGGCGCUCGCGGCUUCGUCGGGAAGCCAAAGCUGAACGGCUAGCUAGCUAG
Messenger RNA from Eimeria acervulina, 750 nucleotides. RefSeq lists its product as hypothetical. The transcript is spliced from 4 exons. The record is from RefSeq and is a predicted model, not a curated record. NCBI's taxonomy places the organism in Eukaryota, Apicomplexa, Conoidasida, Eucoccidiorida, Eimeriidae. The coding region runs from base 1 to 750 and encodes 249 amino acids.